AUGGAAGAUCAAAAUAUCACAGUACGGCGGAAUAAAGCCGUCGUAAACGAAUCACUGAACACAUCAUUUUUAAACACAUCAUUUUUAUCCACCGGCUCAGACUAUCAAUCGAAAAGUUUGCCGGAUUUAUCAUCGGGUCAUAUAAACACGGAAGAAAUUGACGAGUUAAAGGCAGAAAUUAAAGAACUAAGAACUAAACUUCAAGUCGCUCACUUGGAAAUAGAAAAAAUUUCAUUAGAAAAUAUCGAACUCAAAAAAAUACGCGCUUCACAUCGGUCAGUGGUGUGUCGCGUGACGGUGAGUCAGUGUCGAGAGAACGAGACGGACGCGCUGUGCGAGACGGAGCGGCCGCUACCACCAUACGCGGCGAUAAACGAUAAGUCUCAUCGCUGA
Messenger RNA from Diatraea saccharalis (sugarcane borer), 393 nucleotides. NCBI's taxonomy places the organism in Eukaryota, Metazoa, Arthropoda, Insecta, Lepidoptera, Crambidae. The record is from the annotation of a GenBank genome assembly.